This is a messenger RNA of Spirodela intermedia, 432 nucleotides long. The record is from the annotation of a GenBank genome assembly. NCBI's taxonomy places the organism in Eukaryota, Viridiplantae, Streptophyta, Magnoliopsida, Alismatales, Araceae.
AUGCAUAGUAGAAGAUCCUUGCAUCCAAGGCUAGAAAAUCCUUUCAUUAUUUCAUUCAAAAAUAAAAAUUCGAAAGAAAAAUUAAUUUUGAUGGAUUCUGAAGGAAGUAUAGGUCAAAUUGAGAACAAUCCUAUGGCCAUGAAAAAUCAUUAUAUCCCUGAUUCAUUUCAAAGAGCAUCCAAUAUUAGAGUCCCAUUAGCACCUACUGUUAAAUUCGAAAUAUAUCGUGAAAUUUUUCAAAUGCUCCCUAAUUUUCAUGGAUUGUCAUUAGAGGAACCUCAUCAGCACUUAGAAAAAUUUCAUAUGGUCUGUGAUUUAGUUAAUCUCCCUCAAGUUACAUCAAAAACUAUUAAGAUGAAAUUAUUCUCUCAUACACUUAGGGACAAAGCUAGUCAUUGGCUAUCCACAUUAGAUAGAGAAUUAACUAGCUGA